Molecule: messenger RNA, 1212 nt
Organism: Strongyloides ratti
Lineage: Eukaryota; Metazoa; Nematoda; Chromadorea; Rhabditida; Strongyloididae
Product: Organic solute transporter subunit alpha/Transmembrane protein 184 family-containing protein
Exons: 2
Coding region: 1-1212 (403 amino acids)
Biological process (GO): transport
Molecular function (GO): transporter activity
Source: RefSeq, a predicted model, not a curated record
AUGAAUACUACUACUGACGCUGCAUCUUUAUUAAUCGAUUCCGGAGACAUUUUUAUUCGUUCUGGAGCUGCUAAAGGAAUUGCUGGGUUUUUUACAUGGGCUGCAUUAUUAAUAACAUCACAUCAUAUAUAUCAACAUCUUCGUUGGUAUUCAUGUCCUUCUGAACAAAGAUGGAUCGUAAGAAUUCUUUUUAUUGUACCUAUAUAUUCAUUUGAUUCAUGGCUUUCACUAUUAUUUUUUUCAAAUGAUGUUUAUGUUUAUUUCAAUUCUAUUCGUGAUUGUUAUGAAGCAUUUGUAAUAUAUAGUUUUUUAAGUUUAUGUUAUGAAUAUCUUGGUGGUGAAAGUAACAUAAUGGCUGAAAUAAGAGGAAAACCAAUUAGACCAACUAAUUAUUGGACAUUUACAUGUUGUUUAGCUGGUAAACAAUAUACAAUUGAAUUUUUACGUUUUUGUAAAAAAGCAACACUUCAAUUUUGUUUAAUUAAACCUGUAAUGGCUUUUAUAACAUUAUUAUUAGCUAUAUGUGGUAAAUAUCAUGAUGGUAAUUGGAGUAUGAAUGAAGGAUAUUUUUAUACAACACUUGUUUAUAAUUUUUCUGUAUCAUUAGCUUUAUAUGGACUAUUUCUUUUUUAUACAGCUACAAGAGAUCUUCUUUCACCAUAUAGCCCUGUUUUAAAAUUUUUAACAGUUAAAUCAGUUAUAUUUUUGUCAUUUUGGCAAGGAUUUUUAUUAGCUAUUCUUGGUUUAACAUCUGCAAUUGCUCCUAUAUAUAAUUCACAUGGCGAAGAAGUUAUUUCAACUGGUACUGUAGCAGCACAAUAUCAAAAUUUUCUUAUUUGUGUUGAAAUGUUUUUUGCUGCUGUUGCUUUAAGAUUUGCUUUUGGUGUUAGUGCUUAUGCUGAUGUUCAUUCUGUAACAUCAAAUAAUGAAGGACGUCCUGUUACAUUACAAUCAAUUUCAAGUUCUCUUAAAGAAACAAUGAAUCCAAAAGAUAUUAUGCAAGAUGCAAUACAUAAUUUUCAUCCACAAUAUCAACAAUACACACAACAUUCUAAUCCAUCACGUUCAAAUAAUCAAUCUUCUUCAAAUGAUGAGAGACGUUUAGCUGGUUCAAAUUCAGAAGGUAAUUAUGCUAGUAUGAGUACAACACCAAAUCCUGUAUCAUCUUCAUCAUCUAAUUCAAAUAAUGUUGGACCGCUUUGCGAUCUAUAA